ACACCCCCUUAGCAUUUGCCAAAGCAGGUUUGAAGGCGUGCGCUCCGAAAGGUGAAGCGCGGUAGAAACGUUCAACACCACGAGCCACCAGCCCACCACCACCACGGCAGAAAGAAGCGGGGGAGGGAAUUACGUCCCGUUCACUUCACUCCCUCCAUCCGAUCCCGAUCGCCGCCUUCCUCCUCCUCCUCCUGCCGCGACCCGCCACCUAACCAACGAAGCCGCCUCCCUCCAAGCCAAGCUCCCGCAUACAGCUCCAAAACCGAACCUGCACCCAGCCCAACGCAACGCGACACCGCCGACAGCGAUGGAAGUGAAGGCGCACACGGCACGGGUCCUGGUGGCCCGGCUGCGCGGCGCCACCGCCGCGCGCGACGGGGCCGCGGCGGCGGCGGUGUCCGAGAUCCGCCUCGCCACCAAGACGGACCCGGAGAUCCGGGCGCCGCUGGCGGACGCGGGCGCGCUGCCCCUCCUGGCCGCGCAGCUCCAGCGCGCGUCCCCCGCGGCCGUGGACGCGGCGGCCGCGCUCCUCAACAUCUCCAUCUCGGCGCGGGACCAGGUGGCGUCGGCCCCGGGCGUGCUGGACGCGCUGACGGCCGCGCUGCGCUCGGGCGACGCCGCGCACCACGCGGCGGCCGUGGUCCACAGCCUCCUCUGCGGCGGGGAGCCGCACCGCGCGGCGGUGUGCGAGCGGCGCCCGCUCCUGGCCGCGCUGGUGGCGCUCCUCCGCGCGCCGCCGCACAGGCCGGGCGCCACGCGCGCCACCAAGGACGCCCUCAGGGCGCUGUUCGGCGCCGCGCUCUACCCGCCCGCCCGCGCCGCGCUCGUCUCGCUCGGCGCCGUGCAGGCGCUCUUCGCGCUCGUGCUCACGGACGCGCGCGACGGCGUCGUGGAGGACGCCACCGCCGUGGUCGCGCAGGUGGCCGGGUGCGCCGAGAGCCUCGAGGCCUUCCGCUGGGUCUCCGGGGUGCGCAUCCUCCUCGACCUCGUCGAGUCGGGGGGCGCCGCCACGCCCAGGGCGCGGGAGAACGCCGCUGCCGCGCUGCUCAACCUCGUCGUGGCCGGCGGGGAGGCCGCCGCGGCAGAUGUGGUCGCAGUCGGCGGCGCCGAGGAGACCGUGCGGGAGCUCGCCGAGGACAGCGCCGCCAGCCCCCGGGGGAAGGCCAAGGCGGAGGCGCUGCUGCGCGCGCUCGAGGACGCCGCCGUCAGGAGGCGCGAGCACCGCCUAGCUGAUUUCCUCGACGGGCUCGUGCAGUCCGAUCCUUACAUCUCGUCGCCGGCGUCGGCGUCCACGCACGGCUAGUCAAAGGCUGAUGAUUCUGGUUUGAGUUUGGUUUGACGACCGACAACUUCCUCUUCUUUCUUCCUUCUUCUUCCUUGUAUAUAAAAAACAACAUCUUUUAUGUAGUGUAGCUUGGCUAAAAAAUACUAAUCGCAUUUGUUGAUUGAUGCAAAUUCUUCCUGUGCUGCGUGUCGUCAACUUUGUGUAAAAUUCGCCCAAACUCUGGCUACAUUCAGGACUUCGGAUGAGACCAACCGAUCGAUAAAAUUCUGCAUCA
This is a messenger RNA of Zea mays, 1559 nucleotides long. RefSeq names its product U-box domain-containing protein 14. The record is from RefSeq and is a predicted model, not a curated record. NCBI's taxonomy places the organism in Eukaryota, Viridiplantae, Streptophyta, Magnoliopsida, Poales, Poaceae. The coding region runs from base 308 to 1303 and encodes 331 amino acids. The transcript has a single exon. Gene Ontology annotation, molecular function: protein binding.